This is a messenger RNA of Babjeviella inositovora NRRL Y-12698, 1152 nucleotides long. It is a transcript of the gene HOM2, whose product is annotated as aspartate-semialdehyde dehydrogenase. The transcript has a single exon. Gene Ontology annotation, biological process: L-threonine biosynthetic process. Lineage: Eukaryota; Fungi; Ascomycota; Pichiomycetes; Serinales. Bases 17 to 1108 code for a protein of 363 amino acids. Gene Ontology annotation, molecular function: aspartate-semialdehyde dehydrogenase (NADP+) activity; protein dimerization activity; NAD binding. The record is from RefSeq and is a predicted model, not a curated record.
AACACAAACAUACACAAUGGUCAAGAAAGCUGGUGUCUUAGGUGCCACCGGAAGUGUGGGCCAACGGUUUAUUCUCUUAUUAUCUGAACAUCCUGACUUUGAGAUCCAGGCUUUGGGUGCCUCGUCCCGUUCCGCAGGAAGACGCUACGAGGACGCGGUCACCUGGAAGCAGACCUCGUUGUUACCAGAGUCUGCGAAGAACAUCUUGGUUUCUGAGUGCUCUGCUGCCGCUUUUGCCGGGUGUGACAUUGUCUUUUCCGGUUUGGACGCGGAUUACGCGGGAGAGAUCGAGAAGCAGUUCGUAGAGGCCGGCUUGGCAGUCGUUUCCAACGCGAAGAAUUACAGAAGAAACGUGGACGUGCCGUUGAUCGUGCCCAUCGUCAACCCUGAACACGUGUCUGUGGUUGAAAAGAAGCUUACCGAUGCACAGGCAAAGGGCGAAAAAAAGCCGGGCUACAUCAUCUGUAUCUCGAAUUGCUCCACGGCCGGUCUUGUGGCUCCAUUAAAGCCGCUAGUUGAGAAGUUUGGGCCAAUUGACAUGUUAACUACCACCACGCUCCAGGCGAUCUCCGGAGCUGGGUUUUCUCCGGGCAUUCCCGGAAUCGACAUCUUGGACAACAUCGUUCCAUACAUUAGCGGCGAAGAAGACAAGAUGGAGUGGGAGACCAAGAAGAUCUUGGGGGGUUUCAGUGCCGACGGGAGCGAGUUUGUGCCGUUGACCCACGAGCAGAUGAAGGUCAGUGCCCAGUGCAACCGUGUCGCAGUUUCCGACGGCCACACCGAAUGUAUUUCCUUGAAGUUUGCCAACCGCCCGCCACCGUCGCUCGAACAAGUCAAGCAGUGCUUGAGAGACUAUGUUUGUGAUGCCGCCAAGCUUGGCUGCCACUCCGCCCCCAAGCAAACCAUUCAUGUUUUGGAACAGGCAGACAGACCACAGCCAAGAUUGGACAGGGACAGAGAUGCUGGGUACGGUGUUUCUGUGGGAAGAAUCAGAGAGGAUCCAGUUCUUGACUUUAAGAUGGUUGUUUUGUCGCACAACACGAUUAUUGGUGCUGCUGGUGCGGGGAUUUUGAUUGCUGAGAUUUUGCUUGCUAAGAAGUUGAUCUAGAGAGGAGGUACGUGGCUUGGACUAGACUAUUCUAUAUAAUAAUU